Messenger RNA from Pistacia vera, 1361 nucleotides. RefSeq names its product pentatricopeptide repeat-containing protein At4g18520, chloroplastic-like. The transcript has a single exon. Bases 1 to 1215 code for a protein of 404 amino acids. Gene Ontology annotation, biological process: RNA modification. The record is from RefSeq and is a predicted model, not a curated record. Gene Ontology annotation, molecular function: protein binding; RNA binding. NCBI's taxonomy places the organism in Eukaryota, Viridiplantae, Streptophyta, Magnoliopsida, Sapindales, Anacardiaceae. Gene Ontology annotation, cellular component: intracellular membrane-bounded organelle.
AUGCACCCUUGCACUUUGAUACUUGUGGAUAGUGCGAUUCUUCAUUUUUACGCGCAACUUGGUGAAUUGUCUUGUGCUUUUCGUGCCUUUGAUGGGAUGUCGGAGAGGGAUGUGGUUUCAUGGACAACUAUUAUUACUGCCUGCUCGCAACAAGGGCAAGGGGAUGAGGCUUUUUUGAUGUUUUCGCGAAUGUUAAUUGAUGGGUUUUUGCCUAAUGAGUUCACGGCAUGUAGUGUUUUGAAGGCUUGUGCAGAGGAAAAGGCACUAAAAUUUGGGAGGCAGUUGCACGGAGCUAUAGUUAAGAAGACAUGUAAGAAUGAUGUGUAUAUAGGAACUUCUUUAGUAGAUAUGUAUGCAAAGUGCGGGGAGAUUUUGGACUCUAGAAAGGUAUUUGACGAAAUGAUGAAUAGAAAUACAGUUACAUGGACUUCAAUUAUAGCAGGUUAUGCUCGGAAAGGACUUGGUGAAGAAGCUAUAAACCUUUUUCGAGUAAUGAAGAGACGAAAAAUAAUUGCCAAUAAAUUAACUAUUGUGAGCAUCCUUAGGGCUUGUGGUCUGAUUGGGGCUGUCCAGACAGGGAGGGAAGUACAUGCACAAAUAAUCAAGAAUUGUAUCCAAACUAAUGUAUACAUAGGAAGCACUCUUGUGUGGUUUUACUGUAAAAGUGGGGAGUCCCCUACUGCAUACAAGGUCCUCCAGCAGAUGCCUCUUAGAGAUGUGGUCUCAUGGACAGCCAUGAUUUCUGGUUGCGCAAGUCUUGGUCAUGAGUCUGAGGCUCUCGAUUUCUUGAAAGAUAUGUUGGAGGAAGGUGUGGAGCCAAAUCCGUUCACUUAUUCUUCAGUUCUGAAAGCAUGUGCUAUGCUAGAAGAUAUUACGCAUGGGAAAUUGAUCCACUCCUCUGUGAAGAAGACCACAGCAUUCUCUAAUGUAUUUGUGGGUAGUGCUUUAAUUAAUAUGUAUGCUAAAUGUGGAUAUGUAUUGGAGGCAUCUCAAGUUUUUGACAGCAUGCCGGAGCGGAACUUGUUCACCUGGAAGUCUAUGAUUGUGGCCUACGCAAGGAAUGGACUUUGCCAGGAGGCAUUGAAGCUCAUGUACCGGAUGCAAGCAGAAGGAUUUGAAGUAGAUGAUUACAUCCUUACGACAGUUUAUAAUGCAUGUGGAGAUAUUGAGUGGGAUAUGGAGCUUUCAUCUGGAUGUUGCUUGCAGUCUAGUUGACCUUUGCCUAAUCAGAAGUUCAGAUGAUUGCUUGAACUGUUUAUGAAUGGAUGAUGCUUGUGCAGAUCACAGAUGUUCCAUCAAAUUCUUUCGUAUAUAUCACAUGGAUUCUAGCAAAUAUAAAGGGUUGAUCAGUUUCAAGUACC